AUGCUGCGGCGCCUGCUCGAGCGGCCCUGCACGCUCGCCCUGCUCAUCGGCUUCCAGUUCGCCUUCAUGGCCUACUUCUCGCUGGGCGGCUUCCGCAACCUCACCUCCAUCUUCGGCCGCGACAGCAGCCCCGUCUUCGACUACUCGCGCACGCGCGACGUCUACGCCAACCUGAGCCGCCUGCUGCCGCGCGAGCCCCUCGGCGCCGACCCCGCGCAGCCCCUGCCCUACUGCCCCGAGCGCUCGCCCUACCUCAUCGGCCCCUUGACGGUGACGUUCAGCCGGGCGCCCACGCUCGAGCAGAUCCAGGCGAAGAACCCGGCCGUGGGCGCCGGGGGCCGCUACCGGCCGCCCGCCUGCGAGCCCCGCUCCCGCACGGCCAUCGUCAUCCCGCACCGCAACCGCGAGAGCCACCUGGGCCACCUGCUCUACUACCUGCACCCCUUCCUGCAGCGCCAGCAGCUCCAGUAUGGCAUCUACGUGGUGCACCAGGCGGGAAACUCCACGUUCAACCGGGCCAAGCUGCUCAACGUGGGCGUCAAGGAGGCGCUCAAGGACGAGGAGUGGGACUGUCUCUUCCUGCACGACGUGGACCUCAUCCCCGAGAACGACCACAACCUCUACACGUGCGACCCCUGGAACCCCAAGCACGUCUCGGUGGCCAUGAACAAAUUCGGCUACAGCCUGCCGUACCCGCAGUACUUCGGGGGGGUCUCGGCUCUCACCCCCGACCAGUACAUGAAGAUCAAUGGUUUCCCCAACGAGUACUGGGGCUGGGGUGGCGAGGACGAUGACAUUGCCACCAGGGUGCGCCUGGCCGGCAUGAAGAUCGCCCGCCCGCCCAUCUCCAUCGGCCACUACAAGAUGGUGAAGCACAAGAGCGACAAGGGCAACGAGGAGAACCCGCACAGGUUCGACCUGCUGAUCCGCACGCAGCGCAUGUGGACGCAGGACGGCAUGAACUCGCUCACGUACACGCUGCUCGCCAAGCAGCUGCGGCCGCUCUACACCAACCUCACGGUGGACAUCGGCACGGACCCGCGCGCCGGCCAGGCCCGCAGGGGCCUCGCGCCCGGCCACGAGGGCCACAGGUACCUGAGCAGCUCCAGCCUCCUGCGGCAGGAGAUGCUGCGCAAGUCGCCGCGCGCCCCCGUGCCCUGGGCGACGCGGGGGCUCCCCCUGCCCGGCGCCCUCAGCCAGGCCCCGCAGGUGCCCACGGCCGGGGGGGCGGUGAACGGCACCCGCGGCGCUGCCCACAGCCCCGAGAGCGGCGCCCCGCCGGCCCAGGGCAGCCCCCAAGCCUCCGGGAAGGGCAAAUCCGACCCGGCUGCGGCACCCACGGUGCUGGGGGUCGGUGCCAGCCUGGCCGUGCCAGGAGAGGUGGCCGAGGGGGGAAACCAGAGCCUGGCACAGGGCUCCCGCUAG
Messenger RNA from Nothoprocta perdicaria, 1425 nucleotides. RefSeq names its product beta-1,4-galactosyltransferase 3 (gene B4GALT3). Bases 1 to 1425 code for a protein of 474 amino acids. Gene Ontology annotation, biological process: carbohydrate metabolic process; galactosylceramide biosynthetic process. Lineage: Eukaryota; Metazoa; Chordata; Aves; Tinamiformes; Tinamidae. The transcript is spliced from 6 exons. Gene Ontology annotation, molecular function: glycosyltransferase activity. The record is from RefSeq and is a predicted model, not a curated record.